GCUGCUCAUCGUACGAUUCAGCUGCAAGCGGUACAGUAGUAUUCUCCUGUUGCAGGGAUCCCUUUUUUUGCUCAGCAAGAUGACUGCAUGGAACUCGAACGGUACGCCCAAUGGGCCAACUUCAAUACAUAAAUGAAGUGCCUUCUUCUUAUCAUGUCCUUUUGCUCUUUCCUUUUCUUUCUCAUUCACAAACCAAUCUCAUACUUCACACACUCACGUCCACAUACGUACUCACACACAUAACACACGCAGCAUCCCUUACCGACUCAGUCUUUCGUUACUAUACGUACGAUGAAGUACUCUGCUACCGCAGUCGCCGUUAUGGGUGCCCUCGCCAUUCAAGCCACCCCAAUCAAGAGAGAUGCUUACACCCCAACCGACAUUGAUAUCCUACAGUAUGCGUUGACUCUCGAGCACCUGGAGAACAACUUCUACUCCUGCGCCCUCAACAACAUGGACGCUCAAGCGUUCGCCGAUGCCGGAUUCCCAGCCUGGGUACGGAACAGGUUUGAGCAGAUUGCCGCUCACGAGGCCUCCCACGUCGCCGUUCUCUCCGAUGCCCUCGGCGCUGACGCCACCAAGCCAUGCGAGUACUCCUUCCCAUACACCGACGCCAAAUCGUUCACCGCUCUCGCUCAGGUCAUUGAGAAUGUUGGUGUUUCUGCUUACCUCGGUGCCGCCGGUUUCAUCAUGGACAAGACCUACUUGACCGUUGCUGGUUCCAUUCUCACCACCGAGGCCCGCCACCAGGCCUGGAUCGCUUCCGCCGUUAACAAGCAGAACCCAUGGUCCGGCCCAUACGACACUCCUCUCGGUCUCUCCGAUGUCUACUCCAUUGCCGCUGCCUUCAUCACCAGCUGUCCAUCCUCCAACCCAACUCUCCCAGUCAAGGCAUUCCCAGCUCUCACUCUCUCUUGCGACUCCGCCGGUUCGACUGCCACCCUCAACUAUACCGGCGCUGAUUCAUCCGACACCCUUAUUCUCUACUCUGGCCUCACGACCCUCGCUCUCCCCAUCACCGACAUGAUGGUCACCAUCCCAUCCUCUCUUCAGGGCAUUGCUUACGCAGUCGUGUCUUCAACGUCUAACACCACCAUGGUUGACGACUCUAACACCAUUGCCGGCCCAGCCAUCAUUGACCUUCCUUUCGCUUCUUCCGCCAGCAACCCCAACUUCACUGGUAUGUAAGUUUGAUCUUCGCAGUGAUUGAAGGAGAAGGAUGAAUAGUUGAACGGAAUACUUGGACAAGGAACACCGACUAGGGUCGGCAAUGGACAUUUGGAAUAUUCUC
Messenger RNA from Cryptococcus deneoformans JEC21, 1291 nucleotides. RefSeq lists its product as hypothetical. Bases 292 to 1188 code for a protein of 298 amino acids. NCBI's taxonomy places the organism in Eukaryota, Fungi, Basidiomycota, Tremellomycetes, Tremellales, Cryptococcaceae. The record is from RefSeq and is a predicted model, not a curated record. The transcript has 3 exons.